CAACAACAACAACAACAACAUCCGCUGUUGUCAGCCAUUUCCGGAAAUAAUUAUGCUGAUACACAGCGCGCCCAUUACCCCUGGCACCACCAGCACCACCAACAGCAGCAGCUCUAUCAGAAUCCCUAUCUGCAUUAUGGACGACCAUUGCUGGCCGCUGCGAGCAACCACAACGGUGCUUAUGCCGGCACAGGCGGCGGCCACUCGGGCUAUGGCAUGGAGCCAUCGGUGGAGUAUGAGGUGCAACAAACGCCCCCCUCUGGCAGCUACUCCUCUUACCAUCCGAGCGGUGGCAGUGCGCCCGCGCAUCCUCCGCCACUCCUGCAGCAUCCGCCGCACCCCCCAUAUCCGCCUCCAUACCAUGCGCCCAAAUCGCCGCCCACAACGCCGCCCACAAAGAAGAAGAAGAGCGGCAGCUCUGUAAUGUCGGCGCUGACGUUGCUCUCGUUCUUCUUUUUCGUGAAUAUGCUGCAGAGCUGCAUCAAGGAGCACAUCUCGGAUAUCAACCCCACCGUGAUGGUGCUCACAUCGGUCGGCAGUCGCAAUCGCUUCAAUAAAUUAGCUGAAAUGAACUCACGCGAACAAACCUCAUCGCCAGCAUCCACAACAGCAUCAGAGUCGGCGUCAUCUUGGCAGCACCAGCAACAGCAACCGGCACUGGUGCCGGCAUCCAGCUCCGCCGUGUUACCAGUCAUUGUUACGCCAGCUGUGACGCUGCAUACGCCGUAUAGUAGUGGUUUGGUGACUAAUAAGCCAGCUCCGCAUACCCAUUCGUAUCAGCAAUCGCAUCAACAACAACAUUAUCAUCAGAACCAGAAUCAGCAGCAGCAUCAGCAGCAUGAGCAACAGCAACAACCAUAUCACGAUGAUGCUGAUUAUAAUAACGGACAUCGCACGCCCUCAUCCGCCGCUGAUUUCUAUCCUAAUCGCACAUACAUUGACCAGUCGCUGCGGCCCGACUCCCCCAACUCCAACUCCUACAGCAAUUCGAAUUCCAACUCUGAUUCGUACUCGGACUCCGACUUUGACUAUUAUCAGCAUCACUAUUAUCCAGAAAGGGAGCGACAUCGGCAUCAUUACAUGGACUAUGCGUGGUCCUCUGGCAGCGUGCAUUCGCGUUCACAUUUACAUCCGCAACCGCAUCCGCAUCCGCAGCCACAUCCGCAUCCGCAUCCGCAGUCGUAUUCGCAUGCAGCUGGUAACAAACGUUACUCAUCUUCAGCUUCGUUGGGCGCUCAGUCGGGCGUGAGCUCUUACUCGGAUAAUGCGCGCUACAGGCAAACCAAUGACGCUGAUGAUGAUGAUGCCGACGACGCUGAUUUUGAUCAACAGCGACGACAUCAUUAUGAAAAUGCUAAUGCUGACCGUAGUCCACAGCGACGCGCCAGCGAUUCUUUCUACACACGCAAUAAUUGA
Molecule: messenger RNA, 1416 nt
Organism: Drosophila arizonae
Lineage: Eukaryota; Metazoa; Arthropoda; Insecta; Diptera; Drosophilidae
Source: RefSeq, a predicted model, not a curated record